Molecule: messenger RNA, 4215 nt
Organism: Rotaria sp. Silwood1
Lineage: Eukaryota; Metazoa; Rotifera; Eurotatoria; Philodinida; Philodinidae
Source: the annotation of a GenBank genome assembly
AUGUAUCGUUUAGUUUCAAAGUGUAGCCUCAAUUUCAAACCAACGGCUCAAAAGCCAGUUGAAUAUAAGUAUGGUCCACGAUCUGUCGUCAUUGGUGAUUUCGACAAUGACACGGUUUUGGAUAUGGUUACUGCUGAUCAUAUAGUGAACAAAAUAGCUGUCUAUUUGGGACAUGGUGAUGGCACUUUUAGAGAUCCAAUCAUGUAUUCAAUAGAUUCCUACUCUAGUCCUUACAUGAUCACAGUUGGUGAUUUCAACAAUGACUAUCGAUUGGAUAUUGCAAUAGCAAGUUUUGGCACUAACAAUAUCGACAUCUUUUCUGGAUUUGGGAAUGGGUCUUUCUCAAGUCAAAUAGAGUUUUCAACAGGCUCAUCUCGUCCAAUAGCAAUUAUUGCCUUUGAUUUCAACAAUGACUCACUGCGUGACAUUGUCACCGCCAAUUACGGAACUCACAGUAUUAGUAUAUUCUAUGCCUAUGGCCACGGAGACUUUUCGCUUCCGAUUACGUAUUCAACAGGUUAUGAUUCUCAGCCAUCUUCAUUAGCUGCUGGGGAUUUUAAUAAUGACAAUAAUGUAGAUCUCGCCAUCGCUAAUUUUGGCACGAACAAUGUUGGCCUACUUUUUGGAAAUAGCAACAGAACUUUUGAAAAACAAAUCACGUUUUCAACUGGACUUGGUUCUCAUCCAUAUUCCAUCGCUGUUGGCCAUUUUAAUGCUGACAACUUUCUCGAUAUAGCUAUCGCAAACUCUGGAACUCGCCAAAUAGGUGUGCUUAUAAACAAUGGCAAUGGAAGUUUCGUUAAUCAAACCAACUAUUCCAUUAGUUCUGCUUCUCCAUAUGCGAUUAGUGUUGGAGAUUUCAACCAAGAUAAUCGAUUGGACAUCGUCAUCACUAACAACGGCAUUGAAAAUAUAGGUGUACUUCUUGGAGAUGGAAAUGGCAACUUUGAAAAUCCAAUCAUGUACUCAACUGGAUCUUAUUCUUCGAUUUCGGUCGCAAUAGGUGAUCUCAACAAGGACCACCGAUUAGAUGUCGUCGUCGUAAACAAUGACACUGGUAGCAUAGAUAUUCUCCUUGGUCGUUAUGAAGGAUUUUUAAACCAAACAAACUAUUUAAGUGGCGCUUCUCCAUCUUCUUUAGUUGUUGGUGAUUUCAACAAUGACACUCGACUCGAUAUCGUUGUCGCAAAUUCGCGUAACAGUUGUGUAAGUGUCUUUCUUGGAUCUGGGAAUGGUUCUUUUGCAAUUGCUACAAACUAUUCAACUGGUUCUUCUCCGCUAGCUGUAGCUCUUGGUGAUUUUAAUAACGACACUCGAUUAGAUAUCGUUGUCGCCAAUGAGAUUAGUCAUGAUAUCAGUGUUCUUCUUGGAUAUGGGAAUGGCUCUUUUGCAACGGCAACAAACUAUCUAGCUGGUUCUGCUCCACAAGCUGUAGCUAUUGGUGAUUUUAAUAAUGACACUCGACUAGAUAUCGUUAUCGCCAAUUCGGAUAGUCAUGAUGUGAGUGUCUUUCUUGGAUAUGGGAAUGGAUCUUUUGCAAAUGCAAAGAACUAUGCAGCUGGCUCUUAUCCGUCUUCUGUAACUGUUGGUGACUUCAACGACGACACUCGAUUAGAUAUCGUUGUUGCCAAUGAGGUUAGCCAUGAUGUGAGUGUUCUUCUUGGAUAUGGGAAUGGCUCUUUUGCAACUGCAAAGAACUAUGCAGCUGCUUCUUUUCCACGAUCUGUAGCUGUUGGUGAUUUCAACAACGACACUCGACUAGAUAUUGUUGUCACCGAUUCUGAUAACAAUGAUGUGAGUGUUCUUCUUGGAUAUGGGAAUGGCUCUUUUGCAACUGCAAUAAAGUAUGCAACUGGCUCUUUUCCAGAAUCUGUAGUUGUUGGUGAUUUCAACAACGACACUCGAUUAGAUAUCGUUGUCACCAAUUUUGUUAGCAAUGAUGUGAGUAUCCUUCUUGGGUAUGGGAAUGGCUCUUUUUCAACUGCAACAAACUAUGCAACUGGUUCUUCUCCACGAUCUGUAGCUCUUGGUGAUUUCAACAACGAUACACGGCUCGAUAUCGUUGUUGCCAAUUUUGGUAGCAAUUUUGUAAGUGUCCUGCUGCAAUAUAACAGAGGAGCGAUAAAAUACAAGAUGUCCUACGCAUCGGCAAAUGGGUCUAGCCUACGAUCCGUAGUCAUUGGUGAUUUCAAUGACGAUACUGAUCUAGAUCUCGUCUUGGCUAAUUACGGUACUAAUAAUAUUGGUGUCCUUUUUGGACAUGGAAAUGGCAGUUUCGAAAAUCAAAUGCUGCUUAGCACUGGCUCAGGUUCUCAUCCAACAUCGAUUGCUAUUGGCGACUUCAAUGGCGACAGUGUAGUAGAUAUCGCUGUGGCCAAUUAUGGUACAAAAAAGGUAGUUAUCAUGCUGGGAAAUAGAAACGGAACAUUCGCAAGCCAAACAAGUAGUGGAAUUGAUUUUGAUUCGCCUUCGGCAAUAUUGGCGUCUGGUGAUUUUAAUAAUGACAAACGAUCAGAAAUUGCUGUUGUUUCCGAUGGCAGCGAUAACGUAGACAUCUUUGUUGCAUAUAAUCGUGAUUCUUUUGCAAAAGAAACAAGGUAUUCUGCUGGCUAUAAUCCAGAACAUGUAGCCGUUGCUGAUCUCAAUGAUGACAACCGACUAGAUAUCGUUGUCGCCAAUUGGUUGAGCAAUGAUGUGAGUGUCCUUUUUGGAUAUGGAAAUGGUUCUUUUACAAAAGAAGCAAGAUAUUCAGUUGGCUCUCGUCCACAAUCUGUAGCUGUUGGUGAUUUCAACAACGACAGUCGGCUAGAUAUUGUUGUCGCCAAUUCUGAUAGCAAUGAUGUGAGUGUCCUACUUGGAUAUGGGAACGGGUCUUUUGCAACUGCAACAACUUAUUUAACUGGUUCUUCUCCACGAUCUGUAGCUGUUGGCGAUUUCAACAACGACACUAGGUUAGAUAUCGUUGUCACCAAUUUUCUUAGCAAUGCUGUGAGUAUCCUUCUUGGAUUUGGGAAUGGCUCUUUUGCAAGUGCACGAAACUAUUCAACUGGUUCUUCUCCACGAUAUGUAGCCGUUGGUGAUUUCAACAACGAUACUCGAUUAGAUAUCGUUGUCACCAACUCUGACAGCAAGGAUUUGAGUGUCUUUCUUGGAUACGGAAAUGGCUCUUUUGCAAUUGCAAUAAACUAUUCAACUGGUUCUUCUCCGCGAUCUGUAGCUGUUGGUGAUUUCAACAGGGACACUCGAUUAGAUAUUGUUGUUGCUAAGUGGGGUAGCGAUGAUGUAAGUGUCCUUCUUGGAUAUGGGAAUGGCUCUUUUGCAAUUGCAACAAACUAUACAGCUGGCUCUUUUCCAGAGUCUGUAGCUGUUGGUGAUUUUAACAACGAUGCAUGGCUAGAUAUUGCUGUCGCCAAUUUCAAUAGUCGUGAUGUAAGUGUCCUUCUUGGAUGUGGAAAUGGCUCGUUUGCAGCAGCAAUAAACUAUACAGCUGGCUCUUAUCCAUUUGCUAUAGCUGUUGGUGAUUUCAACAACGACAGUCGGCUAGAUAUCGUUGUCACCAAUCAGGGUAGCCAGGAUGUGAGUGUCCUUCUUGGGUAUGCAUAUAUAGCUUUUGUAAAAAAAAUGACGGUCAUAACUGAAAAUGGUUCCCAACCAGAUUCGUUAGUGAUUAGUGAUUUUAACAAUGACGAUCUAAUGGAUAUCGGCGUUGCCAGUUCAAGCAGGCAUAGUAUUGGUAUUUUUCUUGCAUAUGGCAAUAUCUCAUUUACAAGUCAAGUGUCAUAUUCAACUCGUCCGUAUAUGUCUCCAUGCUCUAUGGUUGUCGGUGAUUUCAACAAUGAUACUCAAGUGGAUAUCGUUUUUGGUAGUUGUGACUCAGAUAAUAUUGGUGUUUUUCUUGGAUAUGGCAAUGGCUCUUUUGGAAAUCUGAUGGUGUAUUCAACAGGUUCAAAUUCAUCUCAAUACUCUCUAGCUGUUGGUGACAUUAACAACGAUACUAUACAAGACAUUGUCGUCGCGAAUCAUGACAACGACAAUCUAGGUGUAUUUAUUGGAUAUGGUAACGGCACAUUUGCAAGUAUCAUCCUAUUUGCGUUGGAUUAUGGAUCCAAUCCGUUCUCCAUUGUCAUUGGCGACUUCAACAAUGACAGAAAACUAGAUUUUGUCGUCGCUAAUAAUGGCACUGACAGUUUAAAUAUUCUCUUACAAACUUGUUAG